UUUACCUUAUUUUUUUUAGAAUUAUGAGUAUUUUAGGUGAAAAGUUAUUUAUUCUAUAAAUCUAUCGUAAAUAUGUUUAUGGACAAGAAAAGAUUCAAGAAUGAAACCAUUUGGAUUUUGUUGCUCCUUGGAUCGCUUCGAUCCUCUCUCGAGAUACGAUCAACAAAAACCACCCUACAAAUCUUCAUUACCUGCAAUAACUUCUGUGCACGAAUGUCCAGUAUCCAAGAUGCAAAUGAAAUUUUUUACACCCCGAUUCACCCGAGAAAAGAGGAAGUUAAAGGCAUCAGAGGUGGAAGAUUGGCAACAAUCAAAGAAUAGGAAAUUGAUUUAUUCUCGAUUAGAUAAAAAUGAUCGUUUUAUAAAAUGGUAUCUAGAAGAUGAAAUUGCAUUGGCAAAAGAUAUGUUUUGGACAGAAAAACAAAGAAUUUAUAAUGAGACAAGCGACAAGACAAUGAAGAUUGGAAAAAAAAAAUUUAAAAUCAACAUGGAAACAUUAUUGAAUCUAAAGUAUCCACGAUGGUAUCAAGACUUUUCUCUGGCUCAAAUGAAGAAUUUAAUAAAUUUGGAAAAUGUGAUACGCGCCGAUUACGAAAAGACAAAAACAGAUGGCACACAAACAACAUUAAUAGCUAUUGGCAUUAUUUCAACAUUUUUUAAAUUAAAGCCGAAUAUUAUAUGUGAAUUACAUAAAUCAUGCAAUUUGAAUAGUGUUGAUUUUUUGCGAGAAAUUUAUAGAAUAUUGACAGGAAAUGAUUUUUACAAGGAGAAAUAUAAAAAAUUUUAUGACUGUAAUGAAAGAAUAAUAUUAUCGGCUAUUGCAUUUUUAACACUGCCAGAAACAUUAAAGGAAUUGCAUAAGAGAUUGCCAGCAAUGAUCAUGCCAAGUUUGCCGCCAAAACCGAAACCACCAGUAUGUCUGGUAAGGCAGAAAAAUAGUUGCCCUUAUAAGGAAGAAUUAUUUAAACGUCCUGAUUGGGUCAGUUAUCGAAAUGCUUUGCAGAAAUGGCAGAAGCAGUACAAAUUAUUGAUAAUUCCGAAAAUAAUCUUAUUCAAGCAACACAAUCAGUUUUUUAUUAAUGAUGAAAUACUAUCUGAAAUUAGAAAGCAAAGAAAAGACAUUUGUACUAACUAUCUUGAAAAAACCAGUACAAAGGAUUUGCAAAAGAGUUCCUCUACUAAGUUUGAUGCAAAAGAUACAAUGAAUAUUGAAGAAAUAACAUAUGAAGAUGAAAAUUUCUCAAAACAGGAAAAUUUAAAAACGGGAAAAUCCUCUCCUAAUAUUUAUGGAAUGUUAGAAGAUAGUAAAAAAUUUGAUUUUAUAGUCGACAAACUUACUGGAAAACCAGGAACUAUGGAAUACAAAAUUUGUGGACCAAAACUACCAGGAGGAAACCAAAAAAAAUCCUGGUUGGGCGAGAAGAAUGCUCACUACAUAAUAGCUGGUGCGUCUUUACAGGAUAAAAGUCCAUCGAGUUGUCCUGUAACUUAUGAGAUCACUGGCAUGGCUAAUGUGACACCCAGUAAUAGCGACGAAAAGUUCUUUGCAAUGCUGAAUCUUGAUGAUAAACCCAAAAAGAUCUUUCCCACUGGUAGAGAAAAUUUGUCAAGAAAAUGGCAGGACUGGCUGCAAAAUGCUGAUGAGGAUUUUAAGCAGAUGGAGGAAAAAGCUGAUGAAUUGAUGAAAAGUAUACAGACUACCAUGAAAUUGGUGUUUCCUGGACCUGUUUGUGACAGUUGUUGCUCAUGUCGACAGACUCGAAAGACUGACGAGAAAUUACAACAAAGCAGAACGCCGAUUGACAAUAGAGUGCAGAAUAACGAAAAAAACAAGUACGUCACAAGAUCCAUGACAAUGCAUUCUCCAGAGCCGACAACAGGGUCGCCAAUCAACUUAACUGCUUUGCAGAAUGAGAUCAAGACAAAUAUCAUUAUCAAUGGUGUUACCAAAGAAAACAACCAAACUCAAUACUAUAUAUCAGGUAUUCAGAGGGACAACAUGCACGUAUUAUCGCAAAUAUCCGAUUUUACAGCAUCUCAAUUAGUCAGAAAUGUUCCAUCUUGUUCAUGCGCUAUUAAACGAAUGACCAAGGAUGUAAAUUCUUCUAUUAGCGAAGAUGACAUUCCUUGGACAAAAGACACAAGAUUGUGCAUUGGAAAGAAGUAUAGACCAUACGAGAUAGGUGCAUAUUCCUGCAAAACAUAUCCUGAUGAUAAAUCAUGUAGACAUAAUCCUUUUAUGAAAGAGAUAAUAAGGAUGGAGAGGGACAAAAGAGAAAAAGAAAAAAGAAAAGCAGAAAAAGAAAAAGCAGAAUCUGUCGAAGUGGAAAUUCAAGCUGCAACGAAGAUAGAAGAGAAAAAGAAAGAUAAAUUCACUCCCAAUCGUGAUUAUUGUGCUUAUGAUGAUCCUUGGAACAUAUUACGCACUGCCCCCUCGAAAAUAAUAGAAACAGAUUAUGAGAAAACCUUGAAAUUGACUUCCCCAGCAUUGCCUGUGACUUCAUCAUUAAAUAUGCAAAAAAGAGAAAAAGAUAUCUCUUUCUUACAAGAAUUAAAGAAAGUUGAAGAUAAUAGUUUACAUAAGGAAAAUAAUGAAGAAAUGUCUGAAAUCUCCUUAGAAUUAUCAAAGAAGCUUAAAGAAAAAAAUACAAAAAAGAGAGAACGAAAAAAUAUGGAAAAGAAAAAAGAAUGGAUACCAAAGAAGGUAACAGUUACCAAGAAUAGCUCAAAUUUUUCAAGUAAAAUUUCUAAAUCGAUAUGCGGAACAAAAAAAAAGCAACGAACAAAAUUAUCUUUAUUAUUUCACAAACCAGUUAAACAAUCCAAUAAAAUUGAUAAAUUAUCUAAAUAUGGCUUUAUAAAAAAAGACAAAAAGAAUGUGAUGGAUGAAACUAAACAACUCGACAAUCGCAAACAAGAAAUGGCGAGAUUAAAGAAUAUGUUCAAAUCUUUUGCAAUUUUAGAUAAUAUUCAACCGGCGAUUCUCCCGGAAGAAUUGUUGGCAACUAGUCGACGUGAUCCAAAAGAGAUAAUGGUUGAUUCUUCUGUAGAUGAAGAGAGCCGUGUUAUCAGUAAGGAACCUUAUGGUUGGAGAACAAAAUCAGAACAGGAACUUCCAGCAAAAAAGACCUUGACUUAUCUCUGCGAACCAGAUUAUCCUUUGGAAACGAUAGCGGUUCGUCCUGGGGGACGACCGUGUCAGUGUAGGGAAAACAGAAACAAGAAGAAAAUUCUUAUGUAUAACGUGAGUGGUCUAGUGGAGAAGAAAAAAGAUGGGAGAGGAACUAAGAAGACGAAAAUGGAGGAGGAGAAUAGAAUUAUCGAUGGUGUUCUUUAUUUCACACCACCUGUCAGUCCCCGAAGAAGUGAUGAAUACAUCCCGGAAUAUGAUCUUCUCGAAUCGCCAUAUGAUAUGUGCAUUAAUGACGUUACAGAUGAAAGAUUGAAACUAAUAGAAAGAUAUUCUGGUCCCAAAAGUCUGAUAAAGAAGAUACAGAAGAAAUCAAAAUCAUGCAAUUGUAGCAACGGUAUAAAGGAAGAAAAUCAUUUCAUACAUCAGAAAAAAAAUAUUGCAGAAACUCGACGGAAAUUGAUAGAAUCUAAAUUGCCAGAGGAAAGAUGGAAAAUAGCAUUGAAAGAUGCAGCAUUGAUGGAUUACUUUACACAGCACAAGAAUAAUGCUCCUUGCUGGACACCUUGUAAGAAGUUUGCUCGAAAUUCCAGGCCUCGCAAAUUAAAAGUUGUGAAGCCUGUGUGCGAAUGUAAAUAUGAAAGAAAAAUCGUGGAACGAGAUGAAGAGAGAACUAAAUGGAGCACACGCCAAAAAAGAUUAAAGACCUUAAAAAAGCAGCCUUUCAUGUAUAUUGUCGACAUUUCCAGGCCGAUGAUAGAAGACACAAAAUUCAUCAUUUCAGGAGUAAAGACGUUGUCGCAGGAAGACAAUAAAGAGAAUAUCAAGUAUUGUAUAUCGGAUGUGGCAGAAAAUGUUUCUAUGUUGUCACUUCCUCAGCAGAUAAUUGAUGGUUUGAAAAUGUCAACACCUUUCCAAACACCAGAGCCGAGCAGGGAAGACAUUUUACAAGCUGUUGCUCCGCAUCGACAUUGGUCACCGACAAAUAUUUCUCCAGGUCCAUUACCGAGGAAAGACACUGCGUUAAAGAAAGAAAUAGAGCGUAGGAAGAAAGCCAGAGACGAAGCAUUUAGGUUGAUUUAUGGAGAUAACAAUGAACAAGAUAUAUCUUGUUUACAUCAUAGUUACCAAGAAGUUUGUGACGAAAAGAAAUUAAUGCUGUGCCAUGAGAUGAAGGAAAAUCAUAUGAAUGUGGAGGACAAAACGCCUAAAAAGAUAAUAGAAUCACAGUCACCAAGCAAAAAAAUUAACAAAAUAAAACAUCGCAAAGAUAUAUCCCAUACAAAUGUUACUAAUGAAGUAUUUUAUGAAAAGAAAAAAUAUUUGGAAGAAGCUACUGAUGAGAUUGCGCAACAAGAUGUAUCAUAUAAACAAAUAAUUGAUAAGACAGACAAGAAAAUUGAUGACGAGAUGCAUCUGAUAAAUGACAAUAAGAAACAUAUGGACAGCAAAAUAGAUUUUAUGGCAAUAAUAAAGGCUGAAUUGAAAAAAAUGGCUGCAGAAGGAUACAUAUUCGCCAAGUUGCCGAAAUGUUAUCUGAUGCCACAACUUCAAGAUUGGAUUAUGUACAGGCAAUGUGUUACUUUUUCGGAAACCGACAAAAAAAAUUUGAUGCAAGCGACUGUUCGCAUGUGGCAAUUAUUAGAGAUGACAAAGAUGCCGAAGAUUGAGAAACCAUCAUUGCACAUGACAAAGUAUCAACUGAAAAGAUUGACCUAUAAUCAAGCCGAAGAGAUAAAGAAAAAGAUUCAAGAGGCAAGAGCGAUUUUUCACAGUAAAAUACGUAAAAUGCGCGUUUCUUAUGCUCGUACCAUGUGGAGCACUAUGGAAUUUGGAAAAUUCCCUUCUACAUCAUUUAAGAGAGCCUUCUUCACAUAUAUGGCCAGCAAGGAAGCUGAUGGAUAUGUUUAUAAACCAUGGAUGCCUUCCGAAGUUCGCGAACUAAAACGAAUUUAAUUGCUACUAAUAAUUGUUAAUUUUUGUAAUAAA
Camponotus floridanus (Florida carpenter ant) is the source of this 5119-nucleotide messenger RNA. RefSeq lists its product as uncharacterized. The transcript is spliced from 13 exons. NCBI's taxonomy places the organism in Eukaryota, Metazoa, Arthropoda, Insecta, Hymenoptera, Formicidae. The record is from RefSeq and is a predicted model, not a curated record. Bases 101 to 5086 code for a protein of 1661 amino acids.